Molecule: messenger RNA, 883 nt
Organism: Notechis scutatus (mainland tiger snake)
Lineage: Eukaryota; Metazoa; Chordata; Lepidosauria; Squamata; Elapidae
Source: RefSeq, a predicted model, not a curated record
AUAAACUGUACUUGCAUUUGUUUCUUUCCUUCUCUCAAAUUUAGUUUUGAUGAAAUUACUGGUGGAUUUGAUCAACUUCCUCAAAGGUUCUUUAAGGAAAUGGUUAGAAUUGUCCAUUUCAAUUGCACGGUGGAGAAGAUACUUCGCAUCAACAACAAAGUGAGAGUCUUCUACAACUGGUUGUCCAGGCCUACAUCUCUGGUUGCUGACUAUGUCCUCAUCACAGCUACAGCAAGAGCCACACGACUCAUCAAGUUUGUGCCACGUCUUUCCAUUCCCAAGACUCGGGCACUGCGGUCUUUGACUUAUGCAAGUUCUACUAAAAUUGCUUUGAUUUGCACUGAGAAGUUUUGGGAGAACGAGGGGAUCCACGGAGGGAGAUCGAUCACAGAUCUCCCAUCACGAAUAAUUUACUAUCCAAAUCAUGACUUGCCCCAUGGAAUAGGAGUCCUUCUGGCAUCCUAUACUCGGUAUUCUGAUUCUGAGUUUUAUACGGCACUCAGUGAUGAAAAGUGUGUUGAUGUGGUGAUGGAUGACCUUGUAGAAAUCCAUCAAGUAUCUAAAAAUUAUCUCAAAUUGGUCUGUGGCAAAUCUGUGGUGCAAAAAUGGACCCUUGACCAAUACUCUAUGGGAGCAUUCAGCACAUACACCCCAUACCAGAUUACCCAUUAUUCUCAGAUACUGGCCCAAAAUGAAGGGAGGAUCUACUUUUCGGGUGAAUACACAGCUCAUCCACAUGGUUGGAUUGAAACUUCAAUGAAAUCUGCCAUAAGGGAAGCAAUUAAUAUCCACAAUGCAUAAAAGGAGUAGUUUAAUGCGGAAGCAUUUACUGGUUUAUCGAAGAAUAAUUUUCUUACAGAACAAUCAUUUGGCUGUGACUCCA